CUGAGGAGGGUCGCGGCGGCCCCGCCGGCGCUAUGGAGGCGGCGGCGGCGGCGUCUCCGGCCGCCUCGUCCCGCGCCCUGGUGCCCGCCAGACCCGAGGCCGCCGCCGUGGUGGCGGGGCGGGAGGCGGCGCAGGCGGCCUCGAAGCGCCCGAAGAAGAUCCUGGACGAAGAGGCCUACAUCGAGAGCCUGGAGAAGAUAAUUCAGCGGGACUUCUUCCCCGACGUGGAGAAGUUACGAGCGCAGAAGGAAUAUCUGGAGGCUGAAGAGAACGGCGACCUGGAGAAGAUGAGACAAAUCGCUAUCAAGUUCGGUUCCUCUUUGGGCAAGUCGUCAAAGGACACCCCCGCACCCUAUGUUACUCCAGCCACAUUUGAAACCCCUGAAGUGCAUCCAGGUGGUCUUCCACUUGUGAAUAAACCGAAGGUUGGCAUUAAAGCUACAGAGGAAGGAGAGGCGGAAAAAGAUGGUAAAGAUGUACUUCCCAGUCUGGACAGCUUCUUAGCAAAACACACGAGUGAAGAUAAUGCUUCAUUUGAGCAGAUCAUGGAAGUCGCUAAAGAGAAGGAGAAAGUCAAGCAUGCUUGGCUGUACAGUGCAGAAGAGGAGUACGCCCAGCGACGAAAUGAGAACCUGGCGCUUCCUUCAGCAGAGCAGCAGGCCCUUGAAAAUGUGAAAGCUGGGCUGGAGACCUGGGAGUACACGGCUCGGAAUUCCCUUAUGUAUUAUCCCACAGGUGUACCCGAUGAGGAUGAUGUAUUUAAGAAGCCCAGGGAAGUUGUCCAUCGAAACACCCGUUUUGUGAAGGACCCUUUUAGUCAAGCCUUGAGCAAAUCCCAGCUCCAACAAGCUGCAGCACUCAAUGCCCAGUACAAACAGGGCAAAGUGGGACCAGAUGGGAAAGAGCUGAUACCCCAGGAGUCUCCAAAAGUGAAUGGAUAUGGAUUUGUGGCUACUCCCUCUCCUGCCCCUGGUGUGAAUGAGUCUCCUCUUAUGACGUGGGGUGAAAUCGAAAGCACCCCUUUGCGUUUAGAUGGAUCAGAAACGCCGUAUGUGGACAGAACACCUGGACCAGCCUUCAAGAUCCUGGAGCCUGGGCGCCGUGAGAGGUUAGGACUUAAGAUGGCUAAUGAAGUAGCAGCUAAAAACCGAGCGAAAAAGCAGGAGGCACUUCGAAAAGUCACAGAAAACCUUGCCAGCCUUACUCCAAAAGGACUAAGCCCAGUUAUGUCACCAGCUUUGCAACGACUGGUAAACAGGACUGCAAGUAAAUAUACUGACAAAGCUCUGCGAGCCAGCUAUACUCCUUCCCCAGCCCAUACUGGAACUCCUGGUUACAAGACCCCAGCAGGUGGGCCUCAUACACCCACAGGCACCCCGCUGUCAAGGACAGUGUCUCGGACACCAGUGUCUCAAGAUACUACAUCAAUCACAGACAAUUUACUGCAGCUUCCUAAAAGAAGGAAGGCAUCUGAUUUCUUCUAAGUAGCACUUUCAUCAUCAAGGCAAUAGUGAAUUGACUGUACCCAGCUGUACAUCAACUGGAUCUUGUGAACCAUCAGUAUUAAGGGGUAUCUAAGCGCAACUGCUAGAACAAGACCUAGCAGUUCCUAGAUCUGGGACCAGCUCUGUUCUUGACCAUGUAGCUAAAGUGGGCUGUGAUGUGCUUUUUUUGGAAGCAAAAUACUUCCUACUGUGGUAUAACUUCCCUUCAAACUGCAUGAAUAUGUUAUACAGGCCUGCUGUAGCAUAAGGAUACUUCCUGCAAUGGCAGAGAAGAGUUUGAACUCUUGGAAAACAGCAAGUAUUUUGUGAAGAUGAAUUUUCUGUCUUUGGGAUGACCGUAUGGGAUACAUUCAAAUACUGCUGUGUACAGAUAUCUCUGUUUAUAAAAUGUGGUAAACCUUUCUCAAAGGUUGACUAAACCUUCCCCUAGCAUGUGGAAAUUCUUUGGUUUUGCGCUUUGCAAAAAAGGGAGGUAGAUCUUGUGACUUAAAAACCAAAGAUACAGUCAAGUCUGUAAGCUCCUCACUUCCCUCUUCAAACUGUGUAAAUACUGAGACAGGACCCAGACUUUUAGAGGGCUUCUCUUUAAUUUGACCAGAGUUUAAACUGAUGAUCUUGAGUGUACAAGGGACCUGUCAGGAGAAUUAGUGCCUCAUGAGAACAGUAUACAUAUACAGUUUUAGACAUCAAUUCACUCUUUCUAAUAACCUGCCUUGCCCUCGUGGUACUGAAUCUGUAAGGGGCUAAUGCACGUGUGAAUUCUUCAGUCAGUGCAAACAGAAACUUGAGAGAUGUGAGCUUAUGAUCUGUAAAUGCCAGUCAACAGCACUGACCUGAAAGGAAGCUUUCCAACGUGCAUUUGGCAGUAGCUUCUGAUCCCUGCAAACCAUAUCAGAGACAGGCCUUUUGGGAACAGUAGUGCUAAGCUGUUCGUCCAGCUCAGCAGAUGCGCUGUAUUUUCUGUGCUUUGAUAGUGAAGCAAAAGACAAGGACUAUUUCUUAAAGGGUUCACAGAAUCAGAAGUUGAAAGCUAGCAAUUCAUGAGUUACAUCAAUUGUUGUGAUACUGUUAAAACCAGCCAUAUCUAAGAGGAUCCCUUUUCCCUCUCUCCUUCCCUUUCUGCAGGCUGGGAUUCUUUUUGCUGUUUGUGUUCAGACUUUUUCUCGUGUAGAUUCUGGGAACACUCGCCCUCUUCUGCAGCUGGUGCUGUUGAAGGGACUGUGAGUUCUGGAGUCUGCAACCAAGGAUGACUUAAAACUUCAUCUAUGCACAACCUCUGAGACACAUCUGGCUGGAGCAUGCGGUAAAUGAGAUCCUUACACGCCGCAGUCAGGUGUCUGGACUUGGGGAAGUGAAUCCUAUGUUGUUUCUGAAUCCAGACCAUUUUUCUGAUGUUAGAAUCAUCAAAUGGCAUUAAUGCACAGACCAUUAUAUAUAGGAUGACCCCCAAGCUCCAUAUAUCACAAAUCUUGGGGUUGCAAGGAAUACCCUGUAGCACUUCAGGAGCUGCAUAUGCAGCAGACCCACAGAAGGUUUUGCUGAGAGUAAUUUUCCCAUUUUCAUCUCGAUCUAAGGGUUUGGAAAAGCCAAAGUCUGACAGCUUGAUGUUGAGGUCUUUAUCGAGAAGGAUGUUCUCACAUUUCAGGUCCCUGUGAGCAAGAUCCAUGUUAUGGCAGUAUUUGAUGGCGGAAGCCAACUGACGAAACCUCUUCCGUGCAACUUCCUCUUUCAUCGCUCCAGUAACCUUGAUGUAGUCCAGAAGGUCUCCCUUUACCCCCAGCUCCAUUAUGAUGUACACUUUGCCAACGAAUGUUUCAAAUAUCUCGUAGGUUUUGACUAUUGAUGGAUGGCUCAUACGUUUCAAAGCUGCUAUUUCCCUGGGGAGAAACUUUUCCAGGAAAUCACGAGGAGUUUUCCUCUUGUCGAUAAUCUUUAUUGCCACGUUGCAUUUCAUUUUGUCAGAGUAGCCAGCUUUCACUUUGCCGUAGGAGCCUUCCCCCAGAGUGACACCCACGUUAUAGCCUCUCUUUCCAAGCACCAUGAUAUCCUCCAUCGUGCCAGAGGACUGGUGAGCGGGGGGGGGCUGGCUGUGCGUUAUCCGCUCCGGCCCGUUGCAUGUUGCCGUUCCAUGGCGCCGCGCGGACGCUUUGCCCCCGCGGCGGGCGCCCGGCGCUGGCGGCUGUGUGAUGUCACAGGCCGGGUGCCCCCUCGUCCCGGGGGGCUGGAGGGACGUUUCCAGCCCCAGGAGGAGGCUGCUGGGCGCCACGGUCUGGGGCACGGCUGAGCUUCGGGUCUCCGAGAGGCGUCGGCUUGUGCUCGACCUCGCUCAUAAGCGAUCUUUGUGUUUAGUUUUGCCAAGAAGAUGGAAGUAGCUUAAACCUUUUUCUUUCCUCUUUUAUAAAAUGGUUCUAAUACUUUUUAUAUUUAUGCAUAUGUUAGGUACUUGAUUGUGUGCUAAAAUGAUUUGGUAAGGAAUGAUUAAGCUUAUGUAUAUGAGAUUUUUAAGUGAUACUUUCUAUGGCUUAUGAAGGAAAAAAAUAACGAGUGCAUAGGUCAUUUCUGGGGGUGGCUUAUUCAGGCUUUGCUUGGACAGUUUUAGAAGUGUUUCCUAUGAGGUAAAAUGGUGAAGGAAUUGAUGAUAAUGUUAUUUACAAAAUAAGCUUUUUCCUAAAGCAUACGACUAUGGAAAAAUUUUCUGCAGUAACUUAAUUUACUGAAGUAGCACUCUUAAAGUAUUUAUACUCUUGGAGGUUUUCCUUCCUCUUAAUACAUUGAAAUUUAAUAUGAGCACUUUUUGCUGGUUAUCUUGAAUUUUGGUAAAAUUCAAAACAUGUUGGUAAACUAGUGUAAGUGGUUUCAUUCUACGAUGGAACAAUGCUCUAGUUAUGCUUUUUGGCUUGAAGGUUCAAGCACAACCACAUAGCUGAGUUUUCAUCUAUGCAGUAGCGAUUUAAAACUUUUCUGAAGGAGUUAAUUAUUUGUAUGCAUCUCUUGUGUGAGGUGUGUAAUGUAAAUACUAAAUGAAGGUGCUGUGGCUCUGUUCUUUAAAGAUGCUGUGGCUCUAAUCUUAAAGACGAUUCUUUCCUGAAGACAGAAAUUCUGCCUUUUUUUUUGUCUCAGCUGAAUUUUUAAUGGGCUUUUUUCUGUAGUGUUUUUAUUCAAUUUUUUCAACGCUCUGUCUUCGCAGUUUCUCUGCUUCUCCCUGUGGUGCUGCCACCCUCAGGGUGGGUGCUUACAGUGAACAGAAGCAGGAAUGGCAUCUCUGGCUCCUGCUUCUUCACUCAUUUGUGUUGCAGUGAUAGCUGAGAAACCUACAGGUCCACAAUACAAUGUUGAUUGGGAGAGGAAUCAAUUUCUUUUUUCAAUCUUUUGCGGUCAAAAUAAGUAUGGGUUUUCAAGGUUUGAGGUAUACAUUGCCUCAGCACACCUGGCAGUGCGAAAGGUCCUUUCCUAGACUGGCAGACAUUCAAGCUGUGAAUAGCGCCUGAGGUUUCCUGAGGAAUGGCACGUUCAGGUCCUCCUCAGAGACAAACUACUUGCACUUGCUUUUAACAUAUAGCAGCCUCACUCCUCGUCAGUCAGCUUUCUUCGGAGAGGAUGGUUUGCCACCACAGAGGUGGGAACAGGUUUUGAUGUUGAGGAAUGUGGGGUGCUGCUUUUCUAUCUUUUAAAAUGGUUAUGUUCAAGAAUUGUUUUUUUUUCCAUGCCCUUCUUGCGAGAAGGGGUAGGCUUUCCUUGGUGUUCAUUCAGCUCCUGUAUUUUGUAAACCUGAUGAUCGACUGCUUUUGUAGGCUUUGCAGCUGCUUUCUUAAACUCUUACUCAAUGGUUGAGCUGUGUUUUGACUUCCAGGUUCAGGUAUACUUGAAGAAGCCUUGUGCUAACAGCUUCUUCAAAACUGUUCAGAGGACUACUGUUUUGUAUAUUGAUUGCUUCACCAUAAUCAGCCUCUGGGGCUUUUUGCUGUCUUGAUUUCAGCUCUUUCAAAUUGGUCUUUCAGCUCCCAUGUGUGCAACUUCAAAGACUUGGUGAUGAUAACAACACUAGGGCCAGGACCAGUACUGCUUAGUUCACUGGAACAGAUAAAAAUGUCAUCCUGAAGAAUAGGAUGGUACUUCUGACAGCCAAACUGAGGCUUCUCCCCUCCCCAUUUCUUUGAAGCUUUUGGCUAAUUUUUGUAAUUACCCCCAAAAAUCAAGAGUUGCUUUAUGCGUGCACAGUCUGCCCUUAGAGCUGUGCUCGACCCUGGGUGAGCUGACCUUUGAACGCGAGAUGAAUACUUGUGCUGUGUGGUUGAGCCCAGAGAAGCAGUGAACACCUUGGAGCAGGAAGUAGGCAUAGCCAAAUAUUUAUACUCGCACCACGCCAAAAUAAGAGACAGUCUGUGUAAUAUUUGGCAGUCUUGAUAUUUGCUUCAAUCGGGUGAUGUCUUACCCAGGGAAUACUUUAUACAACUCUUUGAGCAAUGCCUAUGAACUUCUUAAGGUUCUAGAUGUUUGAUGUGUUGUUUGUCUUGGAGGGGAAAUUUCUCUUGCCAUAUCCAAAACUUAUGUUCCUUGGCUAUGAAUAUGCUAUCAAAGUCCUUCCAAAGUAACUGAUUUUUGUAGUGCUCCUUUUAAAAACCUACCAGUCAAUGUGACAUUGUUUGGAGUAGCUACUGUGUGGAAUGACUAAUUUUUAUUUUUUUAGAUUAGAAAUAAAUGAAGACUAAGCUUUUCCUUGAAGCUAGGAAAUAAAGCUACUCAUAUUCAUGCAUUAAUGUAAAGAGAAUCGAUUUGCUAACAUUUCCAUGUUUUCAAAGAUGCCCUUUAAGGACUAGACUGGCUAAAUAACCACAGACAACUUAGGUAAAUGUUUUUUAAUGGUCCCAUGAUCUGCUUACAUCCACAAAGUGCAAGACCCCUCUGUUUGGGUAUGCAAGCCCUGGCCUGAGGUUUAGCUCACUGAAUAGACCCUGAGAAACGACGGGGCUUGGCACGACAAACGGCUGGAUGCCCCAACAGUGGUGUGAACUGCUAACAAAGGUUUCAGGUAGUGCCCCGAAAGGCUGAACUUCACAGAUAAUGGCAGAGGAGCACUGGUGGCCUCGUGGUGUUCGCCUGCACUGCUCUCGGCCUGUGUCGGUCUGUGUGUGUGUGCUUGGUUGUGCCUGUAUUUUGUGUGCCUGAGUCCCCGUUGGGAGUAGGUGCUACUGCCUAGGCCUGGGAGUAGGAAAAGCGGCUGCCUGGUGUCUAGCAUACUGGAGAGGAGAAAUCAUCUGGAUUUUAAAAUCCACUGGAUUUGGCUAUUUAACACUCAAUGUGCAUAUGCAAAAAUAAAUAAAAUUGUAUAACCACAAA
Messenger RNA from Rhea pennata, 6842 nucleotides. It is a transcript of the gene ESS2, whose product is annotated as ess-2 splicing factor homolog. The record is from RefSeq and is a predicted model, not a curated record. Lineage: Eukaryota; Metazoa; Chordata; Aves; Rheiformes; Rheidae. The transcript is spliced from 10 exons. Gene Ontology annotation, cellular component: catalytic step 2 spliceosome. Bases 33 to 1484 code for a protein of 483 amino acids.